CUGCAGCCGGACUCCAGGGCCCUUCGGUACAUGAAGAGGCUGUACAGGAUGUCUGCCACCAGGGAGGGCAUCCCCAAGGCUCAGCGGGGCCGCCUCUAUAACACGGUGCGGCUCUUCACCCCGUGCUGGGAAUGCCAGCACGGCCACCUGGGGAAAGAAAUGACUGGCUAUGUUCACUCUGUGGAUUUACUCUUCAACUUGGAUCGUGUUACUACUCUGGAGCACUUACUCAAGUCUGUCUUGCUCUAUUCCUUUGACACAUCUGUUCCCAUUUCCUCUUCCAUUACCUGCAUAUGCCAUUUAUUCCUUAAGGAACAUGAUUUUUCCAGCCAAGUCUGUCCCAGCAUUUCCCACUCUCUAGCUUUUAGCCUGCACUUUGACGUUAGGAAACGCAAAUGGGUGGAAAUGGAUGUGACUUCUUUCCUCCAGCCUCUGAUUGCUACGAACAGGAGGAAUGUCCAUAUGGCUCUGAACUUCACUUGUGUGAUGGGUGACCCACAACGGAGCACAAAAGUGGAAAAUGCAAUGAAUGUGACACUGGUUCCCCCGUCCCUUCUGCUCUAUCUGAACGACACCAGUGAGCAAGCUUAUCACCGGGGGAGCUCACUCGGGCACGGCAGGAAAGGCAGCAGCCCGCUUGUGGAUCCUCCAAAGGGUGGCCAAGGACAAGGCAACCCCCAGGGUAAAAGGGCCUCUCGCCAGAGAAGGAAUGACAACCCGAAAGCGACCCCAACCACUUCACCUCACAACCUGAGCGAGUACCUGAAGCAGUUUGUGUUCCCUCAGCACGAGUGCAAGCUGCACAACUUCCGCCUGAGCUUCAGCCAGCUGCGCUGGGACCGCUGGAUCAUCGCCCCGCACAGGUACAGCCCCCAGUUCUGCCGGGGCGACUGUCCCCGAGCCCUGGGCCACCGCUACGGCUCCCCCGUGCACACCAUGGUGCAGACGCUCAUCUACGAGCGCCUGGACCCCUCUGUGCCGAGGCCGUCGUGUGUGCCGGCCGCCUACAGCCCGCUCAGCGUGCUCACCAUCGAGCCCGACGGCUCCAUCGCCUACAAGGAGUACGAGGACAUGAUCGCCACCAAGUGCACCUGUCGGUAG
Messenger RNA from Sturnus vulgaris (Common starling), 1101 nucleotides. NCBI's taxonomy places the organism in Eukaryota, Metazoa, Chordata, Aves, Passeriformes, Sturnidae. The record is from RefSeq and is a predicted model, not a curated record.